AUGGUUGCAACAGCAGUUGAUUAUACAAACCAUUUCUGGGGUCAGAAACAUCAUGGAUAUCAUGUUUUAUAUGAGAAUCUGAAGCAUGAAGAAGAAUCCGUGCAAGAAUUAGCGCAGUUUGUGAAAGAAAGAGCAACCUAUGAAGAAGAAUGGAACAAAUUUUUGAAUAAAUGUAUUGCUAAGACAAGUGGGCUGGUUGCACCCAAUUCGAUGUUUUCAAAUGCAUGGCUUGUGACGAAGAAUACAAUGGAACUUUUAACAGAAAUACAAGCAUCCUUCUAUAUUACCUUGCAGCAUCUGCUGAAAGAUGUUUUCAAAUACCACGAUGAUUUUGUACGGUCAAGAAAAAGAAUGAAAGAGCAAGAUGUUGUGGAUGCAGUGAAUUUAAUGCAGACUACUACUACUUGUCUGCAAAAGUCGAAAGAAACAUACGCACAACGGGUAAAUGAACUGGAACGUUUAAAAAAAGAAAAUGCAGCACCAAAAGACAUUUCAAAGGCUGAAAAUAAGUUAAACAAAUCAUAUGAUGAAUAUAAGGGUUAUGUAGACAAAUAUGGCCGCGUACGAGCUGAUUUUGAAGAGAAAAUGAUUAAAGCAACGCGUCUAUUUCAAGCACACGACCAAGCCUUUUUGCUGCAAAUGAAAGCCUUUAUGGCAGUAUUUGCGCGUGCAUUGGACGAAUCUGCAUCUGCUACAUCACAGGUAUGUGCUCUGUAUCGGGAUUCGGUUGAUAAUUUGGAUAUUGAUGGAAUGCUAAUUAAAUUCGUUGAAACAAAAGGAACAGGCAAAGAUCGGCCAGAACUUGCCGUUUUUGAAGAAAUUGAUAUUGCUAAAGAUAUCAAUACACCUCUUGUACUGGCGCCAUGUUCUCUUGAUCUAUUAACAGCUGUACAAAAAUCAGCUCCUGUGAAUGGUGACCUAUCCGCAGCAUGCAAUUUGAUGACACUUGAUACCAAUACUUUUGAUUCCUAUGAAACUAAUGCUUUGAAAGUUCAGCCUUCUCCAGUAGCAAGUGAUAGCAGUUCAUCAACCGCGGCUAAUAUUGGCCCUGGAUCUUUACCGUUCUCAGCGUCAUUGGGUCGCCAAAAAUUGUCAUUGUGGUUGCCUGGCAAAAGGAAGAAAUAUGCAUCGCAAAGCAGUUUGUCAGCAGCGGAAUCUACACAUCAAGAAUUUAGUCACAGUCAGUCAGAGUCUUUGGGCUUCUUAAAGAAAUAUCGAAGCAAACAUAAGAAGUCAAAUACUGACAUCACCGCAUCAAACAUAGAUGGUCCAGCCAACGAAGACUCGAAAAGCACAGCAAGUAGUAGCAAGAGUGAAGAAAAACCUUUUGUUACAACAAAUGGUUCUCUUAAUAUAUAUGCACCUGUAACUGUACCACCGCCACAUCCUACUGUGCCACCACCAGGGGAUAAUGACGAUGAAGGUGCUGGUGACAAUUUCGGCCGAUCACGUUGGAGUAGCUGUACUGAGUCUUCAGAUGAUGAUGAAGACUUACGACAAGCGGCCAAACUGCGCCAUAUAAACAUUAAGCCUCUUAGUGAAUCUAAAGCUAACAUUACCGCGUCAGUUGAUGAACUUCGGGACGCGAUUGGAAAUAUCGAUCCAUGGUCAUCCACACGUCGUUCAGCACCUUUCAAUACAGGUGUGGAAGGGAUCGUUCGACCACUUCGUGCUGCGCUUACUGGUGAUGAUCAUAUUCGGAAAAAACAUUUGGGUAAUCCUGAUUCCUAUAAUUCAUCGUUGCCAUUUUCCUUUUCGAUAUCUGGUUCAAAUACAGUUCGAGCUAGACCACACAGUAGUAGUACCCCAACACCUGGAGUAUCUAACUUGACAUUGCAAACAUGUGAAAAUGCAUCAGUUCAACAUUCUACUCAAAUGGAUUCGAUGGAAAGUGAACAGGCGUUUUCUCAAGGUGAAUCAGCUCUGUUCUUAGAGCACUCUACGGCUACUGAAACACCUUUCACGAUGUCAACAUCGAAUUCAUUGAGCACUACAACCACAAUAACAGAGAAUCGUAUCCCGGUUGCAAUGGCAAUUAAUGAGUAUAUACAUGCGUGGUUUAGGGGAACAGAUCCGACAAAGACAACGGUCCGGGUUUUCGGUUCUGUUCUUGUAUCGUUCCCAGCGACUGUAGUUUCUGCUUUAACUGACCUUACCUCUGACAUUGAUCCACUUAUCCUUACGUUGAAAAAUGCCGACAAAAUCAAAACUAUCUCGUCAAAUAAUCAGUUAAUUUCUCAAGUUAUUGAUGCUUUCGCUGCUCCUUACACGUUCAAAUUUGAGAAAACACAACUAGCUAAAUGGUUGUCUACCCGAAUGGUUGAGAAACCAGAUUCUCAAUUCUUUAGUGCAGAGGUCCUGACGUAUGAAGUAAAGGAGCCGACUAUUCCACCUCUUAUUUUAAUAGUAUACUGGAAAUUGGAGGCAUAUAAUACUGAUUUAAGAAUUGAUUAUCGAUUAAAUAUGGAUAGCAGUAUUAAUUGCUCUCUUGUAAAUGUUAUUUUCACCACAAAAGUAGAGGGUUCUGUGGUCAGUGUUAUUGCGGAUCCCAAUGCUGAAUGGUCACCGUCGAAUAAUACAUUGUCUUGGAAACUGGCUGGACUCUCUCGAGAUGGUGAAUGUAGUGGGUCACUAAAAGCAAGGCUUUCGCUUUCGAGCGGUCCUGCAACUGCGUCACAGACUUUCGUCCAAUUUCAAACAUCAAAUGUAACUAUAUCUGGUGCAGACAUAACUAUUACAAGCGAUGAUUUAUAUCAUUUAUCUAUGGUACGACGAAACGUUUUCUCGGGCAAAUAUUUUUGUGAUGCCGAAAUCUGCAGUUAA
This is a messenger RNA of Acanthocheilonema viteae, 2823 nucleotides long. Lineage: Eukaryota; Metazoa; Nematoda; Chromadorea; Rhabditida; Onchocercidae. The record is from the annotation of a GenBank genome assembly.